Vigna unguiculata (cowpea) is the source of this 3345-nucleotide messenger RNA. Its product is annotated as Tetratricopeptide repeat (TPR)-like superfamily protein. Lineage: Eukaryota; Viridiplantae; Streptophyta; Magnoliopsida; Fabales; Fabaceae. Gene Ontology annotation, biological process: RNA modification. The record is from RefSeq and is a predicted model, not a curated record. Gene Ontology annotation, molecular function: protein binding; RNA binding.
UUUAAUUAGUUGUGGAUUGUAAUGGCCUAAAGUUGCUAACUUUAUCCAUUUUAUUGUGAUGUUGUGGAUAGGAAGAGGCUAAUGGAUGAAGAGGUAACAAUAUGAGUGUGAAAACAAGAAGGAAAUCAGGGUGAUGGCUUCUCCCGUCGUUCCCGUUUCAGUUCCCGUUCCAGUUCCCGUUCCGGUCACCGAUCCCGCGGUGGCUCGAAACCCAAACGGCGGCGUCACCAUCCGCACUCGCCUAAGCCAGCUAUGCCAACAAGGGCAGCCUCAGCUGGCUCGCCAUCUUCUGGACAGCCUUCCACGCGCCUCCACCGCCGUGUGGAACACCGUGAUCAUCGGCUUCAUCUGCAACAAGAUGCCAUUGGAAGCCCUGCAGCUUUACGCGGAGAUGAAGUCGAGGCGGAACACGGCUUCCGAUGGGUACACCUUCUCUUCCACCCUCAAGGCCUGCGCCCUUACCCAAAACCUCAUGGCCGGUAAGGCCCUUCAUUCCCAUUUUCUUCGCUCCCAAUCCAAUUCCCGAGUCGUCUACAACUCCCUCUUGAACAUGUACUCCGCAUGCUUACCCCCUUUCUCCACCCAACCCCAACACGACUACGUCCUCAAACUGUUUGCUGUAAUGCGCAAACGAAAUGUCGUCGCUUGGAACACCUUGAUUUCCUGGUUCGUCAAGACCCACAGGCACCUCCACGCUCUUCGCGCCUUCGCCACCCUCGUCAAAGCCUCUCUCACGCCAACCCCCGUCACUUUCGUCAAUGUCUUCCCCGCCGUCACUCACCCAACCACCGCCCUUAUGCUUUAUGGCCUGCUUCUUAAACACGGGGCUGACUAUGUCGAUCAUGUCUUUGCUGUUAGCUCCGCAAUUGUUAUGUUUGCUGACCUUGGCUGCUUAGAAUAUGCGAGGAUGGUUUUCGAUUGCUGUUCUAACAAAAAUACUGAGGUCUGGAACUCCAUGAUUGGCGGCUAUGUUCAAAAUAACUGUCCUCUUCAGGGGAUCGACGUGUUCGUUCGAGCUUUGGAGUCAGAGGAGGCUGUGUGCGAUGACGUCACUUUCCUGUCGGUUAUCUCUGCUGUUUCCCAGCUGCAGCAAAUAAAAUUGGCCCAGCAGAUACAUGCAUUUGUUCUAAAAAGUUUGGCGGUUACUCCCACUAUUGUUGUCAAUGCAAUCAUUGUGAUGUACUCCAGAUGCAGUUCCGUGGAUACUUCCUUUAAGGUUUUUGAAAAGAUGUCUGAAAGGGAUGCUGUAUCGUGGAAUACGAUAAUUUCUUCCUUUGCGCAGAAUGGUUUGGACGAGGAAGCACUGAUGCUUGUGUGUGAGAUGCAGAAGCAGAGGUUUACCAUCGAUUCUGUCACUGUGACGGCGUUACUCUCUGCGGCUUCUAACAUGAGGGACUCGUACAUUGGAAGGCAAACGCAUGCAUAUCUAAUUCGCCAUGGGAUACAAUUUGAGGGUAUGGAGAGUUAUCUGAUUGACAUGUAUGCUAAAUCUGGCUUGAUUACGACUUCGGAGUUAUUGUUUGAGCAGAACGGCCCAAGUGAUAGAGAUCUGGCCUCAUGGAACGCUAUGAUUGCUGGUUAUACUCAGAAUGGGCUCAGUGACAAAGCUAUUCUCAUUCUUAGAGAGGCAUUGGUGCGCAAGGUAAUACCUAAUGCAGUGACAUUGGCUUCGAUUCUCCCAUCUUGUAGUUCCAUGGGAAGCACGGACCUUGCUAGGCAACUUCAUGGAUUCUCCAUACGUCUGUUGUUGGACCAAAAUGUUUAUGUGGGAACUGCUUUAGUGGACGCUUAUUCAAAAUCGGGUGCAAUCAGUUAUGCCGAAAAUGUUUUUAUCAGAACACCGGAGAAGAAUUCUGUCACGUACACCACAAUGAUAAUGAGCUAUGGUCAGCAUGGAAUGGGUAAGAGAGCCCUUGCCUUGUAUGAUUCCAUGCUGAGAUGCGGGAUUAAGCCCGAUGCAAUUACUUUUAUUGCCAUCCUGUCUGCUUGCAAUUACAGUGGUUUGGUUGAAGAAGGUCUUCACAUAUUUGAGUCGAUGGAUAAAGUACAUAAAAUCAAGCCCUCAACGGAACAUUAUUGUUGUGUUGCAGACAUGUUAGGGAGGGUUGGGAGGGUGGUCGAAGCUUAUGAGUUUGUUGAGAGACUGGGUGAGGACGGUGAUGCAGUAGAAAUCUGGGGAUCUAUUCUUGGAGCCUGCAAAAAUCAUGGGUACUUUGAACUGGGAAAAGUUAUUGCAGAAAAGUUGCUUAAUAUGGAAAAGGAAAAAAGGAUUGCUGGAUAUCAUGUUCUGCUCUCAAAUAUCUAUGCAGAGGAGGGAGAAUGGGAAAAUGUUGAUCGAGUGAGAAAUCAUAUGAAGGAAAAAGGUUUGCAAAAGGAAAUUGCAUGUAGCUGGGUUGAAAUUGCUGGGUGUGUGAACUACUUUGUAGCUAGAGAUGAGAAGCACCCUCUAAGCGGUGAGAUAUAUUAUAUCUUGGACAUAUUGACUAGGGACAUGAUGGGUGUUGGUUAUAAGCCAGGCUACAAUUCAAACUUAAACAGGAUCUUGGAAUCAAGUGACUGAAAUGAAUAAAUUAUGCCAAACUUGAACAAAAUUAGGUGCCGGUUAGGUUUGAUUAUGACCAACGAUACCUGCAUAAGUUCAUCCAGUGUGCACAUGACUAGAGCUGUCAUUGGUCAUUCACUUGAAACAAUUUUUCAUUGAUGAAAAACAUAUUCAAUUCAUGCACAGCACGGUUGUGCAGCUGAAUAGUGACAAUUUUGAUUCUACUUUUUGCUCCUGAAUCAAGAAAUGCUGUGGUUUUUGUACUACUUCAAUGGAGGUAUAGUUCUUCGACUCAACCUUUUUUACAUGAUGUGGCAUUUAAAUGCAGCAUUUGGCUGUAGUGUAUCAUCAGGGCCCAGUUGAUUAAACUGAAACAGAAUAAUUGAAGACCGAAUGAAGUGUUUUGUAUGAUAGUGGAGAUGCUAUCUCAUGAACAAGUCCUUAUGAUACAUUUAUUCGAGAUACUUGGGAUAGUGGCAAAAGGUCAGGAGCAUCUAUGUUGAGGCAAACUGCAACUGUUGUUAUUAUUCAGUCUCACCCCUAGGCAUUCCUUUGAAUAGAGAUAGGUGUUGUCUCAAAUAGUUCGAUUAUAUGUUGUAAGCAUCGUAAAUUGCACUGGUACGUAUAUAUAGGAAGACAUGUUUAGGAUUUAAUUGGUCAUAUUUGGCUACAAAACUAGAUCAACCAGUUUUCAUGUACAAGGCAGUAUAUGAUGGAAAAAUAUGUAAGAGACAGAAAAAAGAAUUGGUGUAAGAAAAUGAAAGAGUAAGUGAGUACAACUUUAUAUUUAUUUUCUAUUGGUA